Molecule: messenger RNA, 727 nt
Organism: Cylicocyclus nassatus
Lineage: Eukaryota; Metazoa; Nematoda; Chromadorea; Rhabditida; Strongylidae
Source: the annotation of a GenBank genome assembly
AGAAGUGUAAAGGGUUUCAAUCAAUUGCUUAUACAUUUGCUGUGAAUAUUAUUGUCUUACGUGGAACUCUGUUUGAUAUGUUCCGCUAAUAUUUUUCAAUAACUAGAAGAUGUCGGAUUACGACAAGUAUGCGGAGCAAUUGCGGCAUCCCGACAAUCCAAUCGUUUUCAUGGAAAUGACCGCAGGAGGUGCUCCGCUUGGAACGAUAGUGAUGGAAUUAUUUGCCGAUGUCACACCCAGAACUGCCGAAAAUUUUCGCCAGUUUUGUACAGGGGAAUUCCGUAAGGAUGGCGUUCCUGUUGGCUACAAGAACAGUCAAUUUCAUCGCGUGAUCAAGGAUUUCAUGAUACAAGGAGGUGAUUUUGUCAAUGGUGAUGGAACUGGCAUGAUGAGUAUCUAUGGUGCAAAAUUUCGGGACGAAAAUUUUGAAUUACAGCACAAUGGGCCAGGAAUCCUCUCAAUGGCAAACGCUGGAACUGAUACUAAUGGUUGCCAAUUUUUCAUUACUUGUGCGAAAACAGAUUUUCUUGAUGGGAAGCAUGUUGUGUUUGGUCGUGUGCUGGACGGUUUGUUAACGGUGCGAAAAAUCGAAAAUGUUCAAACUGGAGCUAAUAAUAAACCGAAGAUACCAAUCCUUGUUGCGCAAUGCGGGCAGUUAUAGAUCACGAUCUCUUAUUAUUUAUUGUUUUGUUUUUGUUUGUGCAAAUGAAUAUUGCUGUCUGCGGUC